AUGAACUUCAGUCUGACUGCUGCCUUAUACAUCCUCAUCAUCACUAAAUACGUGGUGGAAUCGACUCAUCCAUGUUCAAUUGUUCUUCACCUGCAAAAGAAAGAAAACGAGUGUAAACUGAAGAUUAAGACCAAAGCUGCAGCGUCACUGCAGAGGAGCAGUAACACAACAUCAGGUUGUGUGAUGGAGUGGGACGGAGUGAGCUGUUGGCCGGCUGCCUCUGAGGGAGAGAUCGUCUCCGUCCUCUGUCCUCUGCCGCUGCUGAAGCCCGAAUCUCCUCCAGUUCUCAUCACAAGGAGCUGCUCGGUCCGAGGAUGGAGCAAACCCAGCGUGCCGUAUUACGAGGCCUGUUACUACGAAGCUUCUGAGGAGGACGAAGACAUGGAGGAAGAGGAGGUAGAGCAGAUGAACUACUUUGAUACCCUGAAGCUGAUGUACAGCAUCGGAUACGGAGUUUCUCUGGCUGCUCUCCUCGUCGCUGCUCUGGUCUUCUGCAGCUUCAGGAAGUUGCUCUGCACGCGCAACUACAUCCACCUCAACCUGUUCGUGACCUUCAUGCUCAGAAGUCUCGCUGUGUUCAUCAAAGAUUCAGUGUUGUUUGCAGACAAAAGCACGGACCACUGCACCGUGUCCACACUCCGGUGCAAAGCAGCAGUGACGUUCUUCCACUUCUGCGUUUUGUCCAACUUCUCCUGGCUGCUGGUGGAGGGUUUGUACCUGCAGACGCUGCUGCUCUUCACCUUCGCUCAGACCAGGAAGCUCUUCUGGAUCUACGCCCCCAUCGGCUGGGGUACUCCAUCAGUGACUGUUGUUGUCUGGGCCCUGCUGAAACAUCAGUUGGAUGACGAAGGCUGUUGGGACAACCUGGAGAGCCGCUUGUGGUGGAUAAUCAAGAUUCCCAUUCUGCUCUCCAUCUUUAUGAACUUUGUGAUCUUCCUGAAUGUCAGUAGGAUCAUCGUUCAGAAGACAAAGGCCACACCUGUGAACCAAAGUGAGACCCAGCUGUACAGGAGACUCGUCCGCUCCACUCUGCUCCUCAUCCCUCUGUUCGGGCUCCACUACGUGGUGUUUGCUCUGUUUCCAGAACACGUUGGCGUGAGGCCUCGACUCUACUUCGAGUUGGUGUUAGGAUCCUUCCAGGGUUUUAUUGUUGCUCUGUUGUACUGCUUUCUAAAUGGAGAGGUCCAAAAAGAAAUCAAGAGGACGAUGAGAAGAUGGUGGCCUGAGACAAAAACUAACGCCAUCAAUCUUCCAACCCAAGAAUACGUCCCCUGA
This is a messenger RNA of Morone saxatilis (striped sea-bass), 1275 nucleotides long. It is a transcript of the gene ghrhr2, whose product is annotated as growth hormone releasing hormone receptor 2. Gene Ontology annotation, molecular function: peptide hormone binding; G protein-coupled peptide receptor activity. Bases 1 to 1275 code for a protein of 424 amino acids. The record is from RefSeq and is a predicted model, not a curated record. Gene Ontology annotation, biological process: cell surface receptor signaling pathway; adenylate cyclase-modulating G protein-coupled receptor signaling pathway. Lineage: Eukaryota; Metazoa; Chordata; Actinopteri; Moronidae. Gene Ontology annotation, cellular component: plasma membrane. The transcript has 13 exons.